GCCAGCCCUGAAACGUCGUCACAGUGUAGCGUUGUUACAGUGUAGCCAGUCCUGAAAAUUGUUAUAGUGUAGCCAGCCCUGAAACGUUGCUACAGUGUAGCCGGCCCUGAAAACUACAGUGUAGCGACAAUGCGGAGCCUCAAGCUGUUUGGCCUUGUCCUCGCGUUCGUGGUGUACGUGUUGGUAGGAGGCGUGGCGUUCCACUUCUUGGAGAACGCGGAAGAGGAGAAGAUGAGAAAGGAGGUGUUCAAAAUGAACAAGGACGUCGACGACAUGAAACGCAACACGACGGAAGGCAUGGAAAACGCUUGUGGAGUGCGGCCAACACCAACUCGAACUCCAACGCUGCCAAGCAGGAAGUCUAGUGGUUCUAACAGUAAGAAAGAACAGGACGACGCUUGUGCGAUAGAAGGUGUAACGUGUAUCUCCGUCCAAAGCCUGCCGAACAUGCUUAGGAGAAUCAUGAACAGACUCGAGGCUAAACUCAACCUGACGGCAGGCGACAAGGACUGUAUUCCGGACGACGACCUGCCCGUGUUGAUCAUGUCGCGUCGGGAGUUUGAGCGCCACAUCCGCGAGGCUUACAGGGCCAGCCUGCACGGCCUGGACCCGAUGAGCAAGGACGGCAAUUACGAGGACUCCUCCCCGCCCAUGUGGUCCUUCUCUUCCGCCGUGGGCUUCUCCCUGACCGUGGUGACGACCAUAGGGUACGGGCACAUCGCUCCCUCCACGGACGGUGGUCGAGCCUUCUGCGUGGUGUAUGCGCUGGUCGGCAUCCCGCUCUACCUGGUCAUUCUGGACGGCGUGGGGAGGCUCCUGGGCAGAACAGUCCGGAGCGUCGCCAACAAGGCCCACGCCUCUCGCAACUGGAGCGUCAGGAGGGUCCAGCGGCUUGCCUGGGCAGCGACGUUCGGCGUCGGCCUGUGUCUCUUCUACCUCCUCCCCGCCGCUGUCGUCUCACUGGCCGAGAGCUGGUCCUACCCCGAGUCGCUGUACUACAUGUUCAUCUCUCUCAGUACGAUAGGAUUCGGGGACUACGUAGCAGGUAAACAGAGGGGGCGAGAGUACUGGCAAGCCUACAAGGCCCUGGUCUUCAUCUGGAUUGCCUGUGGACUGGUGUUUCUCGCCAUGGUGUUCGACCUCAUGAAGCGGGGAAUAGAAACCAUCGACUCAAAGGAUCGGACUGACAGAAAGGGCAUGAAGGACGGCGGUGGGACAGGUGAAGACCAGGGGAUGGUGUCUAUGGAGGCACUAGUGUUGGAUGAGAAGGGUCGAGACACGCAGAAAAGGGGACAGGUUCGUCCAACCAGCUUGGUUUAA
Molecule: messenger RNA, 1320 nt
Organism: Branchiostoma belcheri (Belcher's lancelet)
Lineage: Eukaryota; Metazoa; Chordata; Leptocardii; Amphioxiformes; Branchiostomatidae
Product: potassium channel subfamily K member 10-like
Exons: 4
Coding region: 130-1320 (396 amino acids)
Biological process (GO): potassium ion transmembrane transport; stabilization of membrane potential
Cellular component (GO): membrane
Molecular function (GO): potassium ion leak channel activity
Source: RefSeq, a predicted model, not a curated record